AUGAAGGUUCGUCUGGAUUUUAACAUACCUGUUGAGGAGAAAGCAUUUCUGGCAAAAACGAAAGAAGUGGCCUCUCGUGCACUCCAAAAAAUACUUAAACUCGAAUCUCGCCUGGAUCCAAAUAAGGUGCCGACAGUGGCUUUGGUGUGUUCAGGAGGUGGCUCGAGGGUCAUGACAGGCACAUUUGGCUCUCUGAAAGGACUGCAACGUCUUGGCUUGUUGGACGUCAUCAGCUACAUCACCUCAUUGUCUGGCUCCACCUGGACUAAUGCAUAUCUCUACAAUGACCCAUUUUGGUCAACGAAAGACCUAGAUGAGGCAAUCAUGCUAGUGAAAAAAGAACUCUCUAAGAGUACCAAAAGUCUGUUUAGUCCAAGCCUUUUGCGGUAUUACUACUCGGAGGUGCAGCAGAAAAGGAACGAAGAUCAUCUUGUCCCUCCGAUUGACAUGUGGGGGCUCAUGAUCGAAAAUGCCAUUUAUGGAAAGAAACACACAGCUAAACUGUCUGACCAGCAGGAGGCACUCUUCGAGGGCCAGAACCCUCUCCCAAUCUACACAGCUGUCAGCAUGAAAAGGGAUUGUGGCGGCUCUAUGGUGGCUGAGUGGUGUGAGUUUACUCCACUUGAAGUGGGAUUCCCCAAAUAUGGAGGCUUUGUGCCUACAGAACAUUUUGGGAGUGAGUACUACCUCGGGCAUGUGGUUAAAAAAAUACCAGAGCCACGAGUCUCCUUCCUUUUAGGCAUGUGGAGCAGUGUCUUCUCUGUUAGCCUGCUGCAGAUCUGGAGGCAUGUCCAAGGAGGGAUGCCGUCCUGGACUUCAUGGUUGGGGGAGAAUGUGUCUAGCAUUGAGACAGAUGAUAAGCAGUCCACACUGGACACGUUGCAGCACAGUUCAGAGGCUUCAUCACUGAGCAACUUCUCGCACGUGUUUAACUUCCUGCGAGGAUUCUUCCUGCACAACACGUACACCGAAAGAUCCACCUUCAACACUUCUAAAGAGACACACCCGGAUGUGUUUCCAAACAACCUGACCCCAAUGGAUGCCACCCUUGGCUUGGUAGACGCUGGAUUCGAUAUUAACUUGCCCUUUUUUCCUGUGUUGCGACCACACCGACCUGCUGACGCCAUUCUGUCCCUUGACCACUCCUGGGAUGAGGAUCUUCUAAAGAACCUUAAGCUGACUCAGAAAUACUGGCAGUUGCCUUUUCCCAAAAUAGACUACAACAAGUUUAAGGACAAGCCCCCAAAGGAAGUAUUUGUGUUCGAGGACGAGGAGAAUCCCGAUGCUCCCAUAGUGAUCCAAUUCCCACUUGUCAACAUCUCCUUCAAAAAGUACAAAGAACCUGGAGUGAAGAGAUGGAAGAAGCUUAAGGCCGGAAAUGUUGAUGUGAGCAUCGGAUCCUCCCCAUAUGUCACAUAAAACCGCUAUAAUGUCUUGAACAGCAAGAAGAUCAUUGUGCAUGCUUUGGAGAAAGCUCUGAACAGAAAGGAGUCCACUAAGUAAGCUUCUAGCAAAACAAAAGAAAAGUGUAGUGUGUAAGAAACAGUUGCAUGUUGUUUCAUUCUUGCUAAUCAGCUACAAUACUAUGCAAAAGUCAUGCACCACCUAUCAGAUCUUUAUGAUCAUUUUACAUGAUGUAGAUUAAAUUAAAGGAAAUGUUUU
Clarias gariepinus (North African catfish) is the source of this 1662-nucleotide messenger RNA. RefSeq names its product cytosolic phospholipase A2 zeta-like. Gene Ontology annotation, molecular function: calcium-dependent phospholipid binding; calcium ion binding. The record is from RefSeq and is a predicted model, not a curated record. Lineage: Eukaryota; Metazoa; Chordata; Actinopteri; Siluriformes; Clariidae. Gene Ontology annotation, cellular component: cytosol. Gene Ontology annotation, biological process: glycerophospholipid catabolic process.